This is a messenger RNA of Sardina pilchardus (European sardine), 531 nucleotides long. Its product is annotated as RILP-like protein 1. NCBI's taxonomy places the organism in Eukaryota, Metazoa, Chordata, Actinopteri, Clupeiformes, Clupeidae. The record is from RefSeq and is a predicted model, not a curated record.
CUUGUUGCAUUCUGUAAUGUGCUAGACUCUGCAUGUCGCGGCGCGACUGAUUUCAAACUCAUGCGAAAUGGCCUUAGGACGCACAGUAAUCCCUCAUGAUCGAACACGAAAAACAGGUAAAACGAUCAUCGGUCUUCCUGUUGGUACGAUGACAUUUGAAAGUCAAUGCCGCGGAUUCGUGUCUUCGGAGCGUUUGGUUGAAUAAACCAGACUACUGUAUGUUUUGUAAGUGAUACAUUUCGAGGUGUUGGUCAUGGAUAACUGUGGCAAAGCGCUGGAGAAAAACCCAGCAGAGUUGACCGUCAUGGAUGUUUACGACAUUGCGGCGGUGAUGGGCCAGGAGUUCGAGCGUAUAAUCGAUCAAUACGGCUGUGAAUCGUUGACCCGGAUCAUGCCCAAGGUAGUGCGGGUUCUAGAGAUUCUGGAGGUGCUAGUGGGUCGCAACAACAUCAGCGCGGAGACCGAGGAGCUGCGUUUGGAACUGGACAGGUUGCGACUGGAGAGGAGAGAUCGCUUGGAGCGUGAGAAAAG